This is a messenger RNA of Xenopus tropicalis (tropical clawed frog), 1602 nucleotides long. It is a transcript of the gene prss27.3 (prov), whose product is annotated as serine protease 27 gene 3 (provisional). Gene Ontology annotation, biological process: proteolysis. Bases 150 to 953 code for a protein of 267 amino acids. The transcript has 7 exons. The record is from RefSeq and is a predicted model, not a curated record. Gene Ontology annotation, molecular function: peptidase activity; hydrolase activity; serine-type endopeptidase activity. NCBI's taxonomy places the organism in Eukaryota, Metazoa, Chordata, Amphibia, Anura, Pipidae.
CAAAUAGACCCACAGCCAGUCUCUGUACUCUGCGGCCAUAGGAAUGAAUCAUGGACUGGUUCCAUUCAAUCACCACUCUGCUCCUACUCAACCUGGGAUAAAGUAGAAACACAGUCGGUCUCUGCGCUGAGCGGCCAUAGGAACGAAUCAUGGACUGGUUCCAUUUAGUCUCAGCUCUGCUCCUACUGAACCUGGGCUGUGGGAAACCCGUGGUGGUCAGAAAGCGCAUGGUGGGAGGGAAAGAUGCAACGAAAGGGCAGAACCCCUGGCAAGCGAUCGUGUGGGUUCCCGGUAAAUACUACUGCGGCGGGUCCCUCAUCAGCAGCAACUUAGUUCUGACUGCAGCUCAUUGCUUCGAAGUCCUUGAUGCCUCCUCUGUUGUUGUGAUUCUGGGGGCCUACAAAAUAACUGGAAACCCCAAAGAGGAAAUUCCUGUUCAGGUUAAACAGAUCAUUAUCCACCCUAGUUACAAUGAAUCGGAUAAUUCUGCAGACAUUGCCCUUCUACAGCUCUCCCAGAACGUGCCCUUCACCAGAUACAUCCUCCCAGUCCUUCUCCCGACCACUUCCACCGUAUUUCUGCCCGGUCAGAGCUGUGUCGUUACCGGAUGGGGGUACCUUGAGCUCAAUAAAACCAAGCCGAAGCCUGUGAAUCUACAGGAGGCGGAAGUGCGGCUGAUGAGCGCGGAGCAGUGCCGGGGUUACUAUGAGAGUAAGGGGGUCGGGCCCCUGGUUGGGGCCGGCAUGAUCUGUGCCGUGGAUAUUCUGGGGAGAAGUGGCCCCUGCCUGGGUGACAGCGGGGGGCCACUGGUUUGUUACAAGGGGGGGCAGCAGUUCCUGGUUGGAGUGGUGACUUUUGCCUCUGGUUGUGGCGGGGAACCCCCAGCAGUCUAUACUAGUGUGUCUGCCUACUUGGACUGGAUUAAGAACUAUAUGGAAUGUGCUGAAGACUAGGACUUCUUUGUAGCGAUUUCCACACUCGCCAUGAAGAGUUGAUUGAAGAACAUCUCCUAGAGUUUCAAUAACUGUAUUUGAUGUUUGAGUUAAGAUCUUGUGCUUUAGAUCUAGAUAUAAUUUGCUUAAUGGUCCCAGAAUGGAUCUAUGGAAUCAAGAGGAAAAACAGAGCAAAGGGAUUUUAUUGGAGGAUCCUGUUGCAUCACUUGAGGUUCUGGAUUUGGGAGAACUUUAUACAGAUCAGCUGGGAUUCUCAUUGGAGGAUUCUUUUGCAUUUCAAUGCUGCCAAUGCGGGCCCUAGAGAGCUGGGAAAGUUUUAUUGUACAAUAUUGCUUUAAGAAUACAACCCUGAUGUUGCUGGACUACAGCUCCCAGCAUGCCUCACCCUUCAUUAUAUGUUACAUUAUUCUGGGAUUUGUAGUCCAGCAACAGCUGAGUAACGUUUGGCUGUGCAGCAGGGUUUAGUGUCCCUUUAAAGUAUAUUGUUUCCCAUUUUGUUGCUGGGGGUACCCCAAAAAACAUCUACCAUCCUACAUAGGAAACAGGAUUCUUUGCAAUAUGAACCCCACUUCCCCUGGGGUUAAAUCAGAAGUGAAUAUUCUACAUUUCUCCAUGUACAUUUUCUCAGUAAACUUCUCUCUUAAAGCAA